Messenger RNA from Oryza brachyantha (malo sina), 1673 nucleotides. Its product is annotated as CASP-like protein 4A3. Bases 99 to 1295 code for a protein of 398 amino acids. The transcript is spliced from 3 exons. NCBI's taxonomy places the organism in Eukaryota, Viridiplantae, Streptophyta, Magnoliopsida, Poales, Poaceae. The record is from RefSeq and is a predicted model, not a curated record.
UCACUACAGCCAGUGGCCACUCGGGUACUGCACUGAGCAGCACUGCACCAGCCAAGACAGCAACCUCAACAACCAUCGAGCAAACUAGCCACUCCUCCAUGGCCUCCCCAACCCGCUCGCCGCCGCCGGAGCCGGCCACCGAUGCCCAACCUCCCCUUCGCCCUCCUCCCCCUCCCCCUCAGCACCCGGCGAACGAUCCGCCUCCCAUCUCACCGGAAAUUCCAAGCCCUCAUCCUCCUUUUCCUGCCGCCGCCGCCGCCGCCGCCGCCCCUACUCCUCCGUCACCAAAUCAUUCCGGCGAUUCCUCUGGCCCCAUUCCUUUGCAGGCCCCGGCACCGCCCUCUCCGCCGGCUGCCGAUCCGUCUCCUCCUCUCACUUUCGAGAAGCCGCGGCCGCGAGCGACGCCCCCUCAUGCCCCCGCUCCGCCAGCACCGCCGUCUCCACCAGCACUGCCUUCUCCCCCAGCACCAGGGUCCCCGGAAUCCAUGCUGGAUCGGGAGCCGGCGGAAGCGGCUAGCGAAUCGGAGAACAUGACGCUUGCCCUUGCGCUAACCGAGACGGAGAAGGCUCAACCGCCGACGCCGCCGAAGACCGUGGAAGCGUUGGAGUCCCCAGUUGGAUCACCGCAGAAGGAAUCCGCCCUGACAAUUGCCAAGCUCCUCUCCGGCGAGGACCUCGCGGAUAUGGAGACGAAGCCAGCGCCCGAGAAGGUCGCUCCAGCGGCUGCCACCACCACCACCGUCACCGCAUCAGUCGGCAGCGCCGGUGGUGGAGGAGGAGGCGUGGGGUCUAAGAGAUGGCUUCUUGGCGGCGUCCCAGAGAAGGUGCGGCUCUCGGAGCUCAGGAGGGCCGAGCUAGGGUUCAGGGUUUCGGCCGCCGUCUUCUGCUUGGUCUCGCUCUCAGUCAUGGCCGCCGAUACCACGCCGAGCUGGUCCGGUGACUCCUUCCGCCGCUACAACGAGUACAGGUACACACUUGCUGCGAGCGUAUUGGCUUUUACUUACUCGGGGUUCCAGUUGGUCGUGGAAGUGCACCACUUCGUCACGGGGAAACACAUAAUUCGAGACCCAUCGCGAAAAUAUUUUAAUCUCGCUAUGGAUCAGAUAUUGGCUUACCUCCUGUUGUCAGCAUCUUCAGCAGCACUGUCUCGCAAUGAUGUUUGGGUGUCUCGGUUUGGAGUGGAUCAAUUUGCCAAACUUAUCAACGCUUCAGCCUCUAUGGCGUUCUUAGCUUUCAUUGCUCUCGGUCUUAGCUCCAUAAUCUCAGCUUACUAUGUCUUCAGCACGAUUUAUUAAACCAAUUGUAAAUCACUUGAUGCAAGUACUAUGUUGUAGACUGCUAGUAGAUGUAUCUUGGGCAAGCCAACCUUGGUUUUUGUAUCUAUGCAGCGACAAUGGACUCAAUUGGGAUACACGCUGAUCUUUUUAGAGCGUGUUGUGGCACCUGGGGACCAAUCGUCUGUAAUAAAUGUAUAGAGCAAAUCGUUCAAGGUAUGCGACCUUUACUGGUAGUAUUUGAUGAUGCAGAUUGACAAUUGGAAUGUUAUCUGCCUACACUAUUCUCCUCAGCAUGUGCAUUGUUGUUGUAAAUCUACGGAGGGGUGCCUCAAAUUAGCGAGUUGUCUGUUCAAAUUUCAAUAGAGGGUCAGGGGUCUCAGUUGAAUUGAUUUUAUC